AUGAGUUUAAGUGGCACGAACGGGAGAGUUCCUUGUGAUGAAGAAGUUGGGUUUCUUCCAUCUAAAAAUACCUCUGAUACCAAUGAAAGUAAUAAGGCUUCUAUGGACACUUAUCGUCUUCUUACGAGGGAAGAUCUGAUGCAACUCGAUUCUAAGGAACCUAUGUGGCGCCGUCUUCGAUGGGGUUUAUUUAUACUGUUUUGGAUUGUUUGGGUUGGAUUGUUGUUGGCUGCAAUUCUGAUAAUAGUUUUCACUCCAAAAUGUCCACCACGACCGAAUCUUCCAUUUUGGCGAUCAAGCAUUGGUUAUUGGGUAGACCCAUUCGCGUUUAGAGACUCGUCAGGUGAUAAAAUUGGUGACUUUAAAGGCUUGGUUGAUAGACUCGACUAUAUAAAAAAUACACUAGGGGCGGGUUUCGUUGUUCUGACGUCUAUGUUCUCUGGUUAUUACUCAAAUGAUGAGAAAAUAUUUGGUCUUGUGGAUGAUUUCUACACACCUGAUACUGCUGCUGGCAGUAUCGAAGAUUUUAGAUAUUUCGUCAAGUCGUGCCACAAGAGCGGUGUUUAUGUUGUUUUAACUAUGGACUUUAACAGUGUCUCCACAAAGCAUUCAUGGGCUAAAAAUGCGUCGCUGCUUGAACCAUAUAAAACUGGAAAGUUUUCACGUUUGGGUGAGGACGCUAAAACAACCAUAGGUGGCUCUGAUUACUAUUCUGUUUUCGGUGCAAAUGUUGUGGAUCUCAAUCUCAAGGAAUCAGGAGCACUAGAUAACGUGAUUGAUGUGACGAAGUUUUGGCUGAGCGAAGGGAUAGACGGUAUCCUUUUAGACAAUGUUGCUUUCUACGUUGAGAAUGCUGAGAACCCUAGUGAUUCACUUGUAACAUCGCAGGAAUCACAGUGGUUUAAGAGUUAUCCAACUUCCCAGAUAUAUACAAAUGAGUCAUUGGAAUUUGUCCAAAAAAUCAGAAAGGUUGUUGACGAAGUGUCGCAGUCAAGCGGGAAACCAAAAUUACUAGCGGUGGACGCUGGAAAUACCGGAUAUGGUGUUGGUGAGAUGGAAGAUACGGCUAUGAAGUUCUUAGGUACGGAAGAAUCACCUGGGGCGCAUGCGGUAGUGAGCCGUCAGUUUGUUAAUCAACGUGGAUGGAAAGCCACCCCUAGUAAGGCGGAACUGACAAACAACGACAUUGUUGCAUAUGACAAGCUGAAGGUAGAUGACCGACAUUCUAUGAUUUUGACAGCCGCUUCACCAAGUGACCCAAGAAAGAAUGAUGUAGUGUCGUUGGCAUCCACACUUUUGCUUCCAGGAACUUCACUGCUGUACUAUGGUUCUGAAUUAAAUAUUGAACUAAAGAGCACAGAUACCGUCUUUGAUUUUUAUCCGUUUGAUAAAAAAGCCAUAUUCCCUACUUCAAGUGACACUAACGUCCUCCUUUCUCACUUGGCGAUGCCAUGGGAUCAGUCUGGAAUAGGUUUUUCAGCUGAACUUUCUAACUCAACUUCGUUUACAACUUAUAUAAAGAAUUUUGGUAUCAGUGAAACAGUCGAGUCUGCGUCAGCAAGUGGUCGGGGAGUUACUCCAUUCAGCCUCGUCCAGAGUCUUAUAUCAGUUAGUAAAAAUGAAAGCAUGUUAUGGGGCGACUUCAAAUUAUUGAAACCUACUCCUACGACACAGGAUUUGAAGUUCCAAAUAUUCGAGCGCAAAGCUGAAGGCUUUCCGGCAUCCAUAGUUGUACUACGUAAAGAUGAAAGCACUGCUAGUGGAACUUUCAGUUUUUCUACUGUUUGCCCGCGUAUCAUUCCAAGGAUAAUAUAUCCACCGAAUGACAAGUUUAUAAUUGGCGAAGCGGUUGACAGUGAACGCGUCUACCUAAAGUCUAGUGGAGAGGCGAUAGUUUAUGUAUUUGACUGUGCAUAAAAUCUGCGUAUUAUCUAUAAUUGAUUAAUAGUAUCCCUAGUUAUUAGUUGUAGAGCUAAUGGGACGUGUAUCUUUAUGUUCAAAGCUGUAAUCUUUAACAAAAUUAAUGCUUAAGUUUACCAAUAUUUCCAACCAAUUGACAAAUAUACUUGUUUUUGGAUGGAAUUUUAUUUAUUUAUCUCAAUAACGAGUAUACCGUUUACGAGUAUUCCAAGUUGUUCAGGGAAGCUUGAUGCAUACAACAAAAUA
Molecule: messenger RNA, 2166 nt
Organism: Trichobilharzia szidati
Lineage: Eukaryota; Metazoa; Platyhelminthes; Trematoda; Strigeidida; Schistosomatidae
Source: the annotation of a GenBank genome assembly